AUGGACUGCGACAAGGAAGAGGCUAUUAGGCUGAAAACAUUAGCAGAGGAUAUGAUGCGGAAUGGUGAUUUUAUUGAGGCUCAGAAGCUUGUAGUGAAGGCUCAGAGUCUCUUCUCAGAUCUUGAGAGCUUACCGCAAAUGAUAGCCGUAUGUGAUGUACAUUCUUCUGCCGAGAAGAAAAUCAACGGUCUUGAUAACUGGUACGGUAUUCUUCAAGCUAUGCAUUUUUCUGACGAUGCUACAAUCAAAAAGCAGUACAGGAAGCUCGCGUUGCUUCUCCAUCCUGACAAAAACCAGUUUCCCGGUGCUGAGGCUGCUUUUAAGUUGAUUGUGCAAGCAAGUAAAUUGCUCGCUGACAAGGAAAAACGGUUGCAGUAUGAUAGCAAGCACAGACGCUAUUCACGGUUUAAUGGGAAACAGUUGAAUGCAAACUCGGUUCUACAAGGUGCAGCUGUGAACAAUGCCAGUAACACUGUCAUUAACAAUGGUACAUUUUGGACAUGUUGUGAGCAUUGUGGCUGGAUGUACAAAUAUUUGGCAGAAUAUGUGAACACCCUUUUGUACUGUUCCCGUUGUGGAAAUUCCUACACGGCCUACAACAAUGGAUUUAAUGCAGUGCCUCCUGAAUCAAGGACUGAUCAAAAAGAAGUUCAAAAUCAAGGGCUGUGUAACACAUCUUCGCGUAAAAAUGUGGAGUCUACUGGUGCUCAAUCAGGAAAUGCAGCAGCUGGGGUGUAUAAGAAAAGAACUGUCAAAGAGAAAUUCAGCAAGAAGAAUGGAGUAUCUGAGAACAAAAAGGCUGAAGUAAGAAAAACUAAAAUAGACGAUGGAACUGUGAAGAAUUAUGCUGAUGUUUUGAACCCACGAUCCAAGGUUACAAAACCAGAGAUGGAUGCAUCAAAUUCUGUAGCGGGUGAAUCAGUUUUAACAAGCGAUCAAGCACCCUCUAUGAGGAAGGACAAAACCAAGGGUAGAAAAUUUGUUGAGGAGCCCAUUGAGAGUGUUACUGUUGAUGUUUCUGAUACGGUUGAGCAUAAAGUGGAUUCAAAAGAUAAUAAUAGGGGGAAAAGUCAGCGGAUUUCUUAUGCAGAGAAGGGAAGCAGCAAUGAUUUUGUAAGACCUCCAACAAAAAAGUCAAAAUCAAGUGUUGGAUCAUCCAAACAGCCUGAUUCUGGUGGUUCUUCUGCCCCUUCAUUUGUGUAUAAAGGAAAAGCUACGGAAAAUGUGGAUUCUGGAUAUCAAGAAAUCUCAUCAACCAAAGACAAAGAGAGUAAAGGAUGUGAAGAAAGUGGAGAAGCGGUGGUUAUGGCGGCAAAGAUUGGCAAUAACCACCAAGCUAAUGAUGAUCCCAUUACGCAGGAUUCACCUGAUCCAGACUUCAAUAAUUUUGAACCGACAACAAGCUGUUUUUCUGUCAAUCAGGUGUGGUCUCUGUAUGAUCCGACUGAUGGGAUGCCUCGCUUCUAUGCUCGGAUCGAUAAAGUGGUUCACUCUUCGUUCAAAUUGUGGAUUACGUGGAUUGACCCUCUGCAUAAUUCUAUUCCCAUUGCUUGUGGAAUCUUCCAAGAUGGGGAUUCAGAGGAAGUAGACGACCAUUUGAUGUUUUCUUCUCAGAUGCUUCACUUACCUCGUGAUAACAAGAUCAUCAUAUAUCCAAGAAAAGGAGAGAUUUGGGCACUUUUCAGAGGCUGGAAUAUCAGUUGGAGUUCUAGCUCAGAAAAUCAUAAACGGCCUUAUGAAUAUGACUAUGUUGAAGUUCUUUCUGAUUUUAAAGAUAAGGAUGGCGUUGGAGUGGCCUAUCUUGGAAAAGUGGAAGGGUUUGUUUCCCUAUUUCACCAAGAUGCACAGCAUGAAGUUCUUCAAUGUCAAAUUCCACCAAACGAGAUGUUUAGAUUUUCUCAUAAAGCUCCGUCAUUCACAAUGACUGGAAAGGAGAGAGAAGAUGUUCCUCCUGGGUGCUUUGAAUUAGACACUGCUGCUUUACCAAAAGAAAUGUUUGAGGUUGAUAAUUCGAAAGUUGAUGUCGAGUUAGAUAGAAAAAAGCUGAAUGCUAAAACUGUUGGUCCUUUCCCUGAAGCUUCUGAGGUUGAAUUGGAGGUAAAGACUACUCCAAAAAAACGUCAAAGCGUCCAUGACAAUCACGGUUCAUCCUCCAAAGCAUCUGGUGGUAAAUGUACUAAUCGUGAGAUGAACUCACGGAAGAAAUCCAGAAAGAGUGUCAGAGCAGUGGAUGACUUGAAACUGCGAAAAUCUCCUCGUCUUUUGAGUGAAACAAAGAAGCAAGCAACUUCAACGCCAAGCCCAAAAACAGCUGAGAAGAAGAGGGCUAAUAGUGGUGAAUCCUGUGGACAGCCAGAUGAGUUUUGUGUAUCUGGUGAAAAGAUGACUAUUCCAAAGGAACCAGAGGAAAUUAUCACAACGGAUUCCGCAAUAAUCAGAAAAACACCUCAGGAUGUAUUCAAAUUGACAGGGAACUCAAAGAAACGUGGCAGAAAUGAUGAGUUAUUGUCUCAGUCCAGGAAUAAUGGUUUGCUAACUCGGUUGAAUGAUGCUACAGAAUGCUCAGUACCAGAGACUCAUGUCCCAUCCAGUUGCACAAGAGGGCAUGAGAAUACGUUUAACUUUGAGAAGCAGAGAUCUUGGGACAAAUUCCAGGUUGAUCAAAUAUGGGCUACAUAUAGCAAUGGCUCAGGGAUGCCCAGAAACUAUGCGCAGAUCAAGAAAAUCGACACAAGUCCUGAAUUCAAGCUACAUGUAGCACCUCUAGAGCUGUAUCGCCUUCCAAAAAUCAUGACACACCCCACGUGUUGUGGCUGCUUCAAGUUGAAGACCGGUAAAGCAGACGUCCUUGUACCUAGCAGCUUCUCACAUGAGGUUAGGGCCGUGAAGACUAACGUAAACAGAUUCGAAGUAUACCCAGGGAAGGAUGAGAUCUGGGCUCUGUACAGGAACUGGAAUUUCACAGAUGGUGCUGAGACUGAAGAACUUGAGAUUGUAGAAAUAGUGGAAACCGAGGAGCAGAGCAUACAAGCGGUGCCUUUGACUGCUAAAUGGUUUAACAAGCCUCUCUACAGAAGGAGUGAAGAGUCAAAGAGGGACAUUGCAAAGACGGAAAUGAGUAGAUUCUCGCAUCAGAUACCUGCUUUCAGACACGAGAGAAGAGCGACUCGGUUUGGAGAUGGGGAAUGCUGGGAGCUUGACCUUAAAGCAGUUCCGGUUCUGUCGACAAUCUCGAUACGUGCCUCUUCUACGCCCGGAGUCCGACCCGACCCGUGGUCUCUCAGCGACGGUAACCCGGAGAGACCGAAGCCGAGAUACGAGAGGCCGAAACACCCGUUAUCCGACGACGACGCGAGGCGAAUUAUAAAGAAGAAGGCACAGUACCUGAGCGCCUUGAGGAGGAACCAAGGCUCUCACGCUAUGACUCCCAAGUGGAUUAAGCGUACCCCUGAGCAGAUGGUUCAGUAUUUGGAGGAUGAUCGGAACGGUCAGAUGUACGGGAAACAUGUGGUUGCUGCGGUUAAGACGGUGAGAGCCUUGUCGCAGAGGAGAGAAGGUAGUGAUGAUAUGAGGCUUGUGAUGGGUAGCUUUGUCGCCAAGCUUACUUUCAGAGAUAUGUGCGUUGUUUUGAAAGAGCAGAGAGGUUGGAGACAAGUUAGAGACUUCUUCGCCUGGAUGAAAUUGCAGCUAAGCUACCGUCCUAGUGUAGUUGCCUACACGAUUGUUCUUCGUUUGUAUGGACAAGUCGGGAAGAUAAAGCUGGCCGAGGAAACCUUUUUGGAAAUGCUCGAAGUGGGAUGUGAACCAGAUGCAGUAGCCUGUGGUACAAUGUUGUGCGCAUAUGCCAGAUGGGGACGCCAUAAUGCUAUGUUGACGUUCUACAAAGCUGUUCAAGAAAGGCGAAUAACCCUCUCUACUUCCGUGUACAAUUUCAUGCUCUCAUCUCUGCAGAAGAAAUCACUUCAUGAGAAAGUGAUUGAUCUAUGGUUAGAAAUGGUGGAAGAAGGUGUGCCACCGACUGAAUUCACAUAUACAUUGGUUGUGAGCUCAUAUGCCAAACAGGGGUUCAACCAGGAGGCAUUGAAGGCUUUUGGUGAGAUGAAAAGCUUGGGGUUUCUCCCAGAGGAAGUAACUUACAGCUCAGUUAUUGGCUUAAGUGUGAAGGCUGGUGAUGGGGAUCAGGCUGUUCGAUUGUAUGAGGAUAUGAGAUCUCAGGGAAUCGUUCCGAGCAACUAUACUUGUGCAUCUAUGUUAAGUUUAUAUUACAAAACUGAGAAUUACCCAAAAGCGCUUUCUCUCUUUGCAGACAUGGAGAGAAAUAAAAUUCCAGCUGAUGAGGUCAUCCGUGGGUUGAUCAUCAGAAUAUAUGGGAAGCUUGGGCUUUUUCAUGAUGCACAGACUAUUUUUGAGGAGAGUGAGCGCCUGAAUAUACUAUCUGAUGAGAAAACAUAUUUGGCAAUGUCUCAAGUUCAUUUAAAUUCAGGAAAUGUUGCCAAAGCUUUAGAUGUAAUUGAAAUGAUGAAGACCAGAGAUAUUCCCCUAUCUAGAUUCGCCUAUAUUGUCAUAUUACAGUGUUAUACUAGGAAACAGAAUGUAGAGUGUGCUGAGGAUGCAUUUCGAGCUUUAUCAAAGACUGGACUUCCUGAUGCCAGUUCUUGUAACGACAUGCUUAAUAUGUAUACCAGACUCAAUUUAGGAGAAAAAGCUAAGGAUUUUAUCAAGCAGAUAAUGGUGGAUCAAGUGCACUUCGAUAUAGAGCUCUACAAGAUGGUUAUGAGAGUGUAUUGCAAGGAGGGAAUGGUCGCAGAAGCUCAAGAGCUAGUAGAGAAAAUGGAUAGAGAGGCUUUGGUUAAGGAUAACAGAUUUGUACAAACACUUGUAGAGGCUAUGCAUAUCAAAAGAAACAAGCAGGAUAAACAUGAAGCAAUUACAAAUGUGAGUCGGCUUGAUGUCAAUGCUCUUGGAAUGCUGCUCAAUUUGCGACUAACAGAGGGAAAUUUGAAUGAGACUAGAACAAUCUUGAACCUAAUGUUCAACACUGAUAUUGGUUCAUCGGCAGUGAAUCGAGUCAUAAGUAGCUUUGUGAGAGAAGGGAAUAUAUCUAAAGCAGAAAUUCUUGCUGACUUGAUUAUGAAACUAGGACUCAGGAUACAGGAGGAAACAAUCGCAGCUUUGAUCUCUGUAUAUGGGAGGCAACAUAAGCUGAAAGAGGCGAAACGGCUUUACCUUGCAGCAGGCGAAUCUUUAAGUCUAGGGAAAUCUGUCAUGAACUCAAUGAUUGAUGCUUAUGUUAGAUGUGGCUGGCUUGAAGCUGCGCAUGGACUCUUCAUGGAAUCAGCAGAAAAGGGAAUUGACCUGGGUGCUGUUACCAUCAGCAUACUUGUGAAUGCCCUAACGAAUCGAGGGAAACACCGUGAAGCAGAAGAUAUAUCACAGACCUGCCUUGAAAAAAAUAUGGAGCUUGACACUGUGGGCUAUAAUACUCUUAUCAAGGCAAUGCUAGAAGCAGGUAAACUGCAGCGUGCAUCUGAAAUUUAUGAGUGGAUGCGUAACUCAGGUGUUCCUUGUUCGAUUCAGACCUACAACACAAUGAUCAGUGUAUACGGGCGGGGUCUGCAGCUGGACAAAGCAAUUGAGAUUUUUACUAACGCCCGCAGAUCAGGAUUGUAUUUGGACGAGAAAAUAUACACAAAUAUGAUUAUGCAUUAUGGGAAGGCUGGAAAAAUGAACGAAGCAUUGGCGUUGUUCAGUGAAAUGCAGAAGAAAGGGAUUAAACCUGGAACGCCUAGUUACAACAUGAUGGUCAAAAUAUGUGCAACCGGUAAACUCCAUCACAAGGUUGAUGAACUUUUACAAGCAAUGGAGAGAAAUGGUCGCUCUACAGACUCAUCCACAUACCUGUCUCUGGUUCAAGCCUAUGCUGAGAGUUCACAGUACUCAGAAGCAGAGAAGACGAUAACUCUCAUGCAAGAGAAAGGGAUCCCGCUAUCUCAAAGCCAUUUCUGUUCAUUGCUCUCUGCUUUUGCCAAAGCAGGAAUGAUUGAUGAGGCCGAAAGGAUCUACUGCAAGAUGUCGGAAGCCGGUAUUAGCCCAGACAGUUCUUGCAGGUGCACAAUCCUAAAGGGAUUCAUGAACUGUGGCGAAGCCAAGAAGGGGAUAUUGUUCUAUGAGAAAGUUUUACGGAGCUCUGUGGAAGAUGACAGAUUUGUUACCAGCAUUGUCCAAGAUCUGUAUAAAGCUGUUGGUAAAGAACAAUAA
Molecule: messenger RNA, 6258 nt
Organism: Arabis nemorensis
Lineage: Eukaryota; Viridiplantae; Streptophyta; Magnoliopsida; Brassicales; Brassicaceae
Source: the annotation of a GenBank genome assembly